Molecule: messenger RNA, 2211 nt
Organism: Klebsormidium nitens
Lineage: Eukaryota; Viridiplantae; Streptophyta; Klebsormidiophyceae; Klebsormidiales; Klebsormidiaceae
Source: the annotation of a GenBank genome assembly
AGCAAAAGCUGUUGAACUGAUGAUCGGUGUCAAGACAGGACGUCAAUCAGAAGACAGAAGACGAAGGUUUGCGCUGGCAGGGCCUGUUGUAGGCCUCCGAGAAGGAAUGGCCUCUUAUUGUUGAACAGGUCAAGAAAGCUUGCUGCCAAUGCGGGUUGGUUCAAUAAGUCACAAGUGACUCGAGCGGCCUUGCAAUUCACUAUCUGCAAGCAUCCUAUCAAAAGUUUGACCGGACUGUAGGGCUCUGUAACUCGAGUGGCUGACAACAAUGGCGCCGCGUCCACCCCGAAAGAUCCCAGAGUUCACGGAGGUCGAUUACAAGACUAAGGCAGGGGUGGCCUGGAGCCACAACUACCUGAAUCAGAAGCCAUGGCACCCUAUGAGUUACCCCAACCAGCGCCGCAAGUGGAUUGCGGAGCAGGAGCAUGCCGUGCGGGAGCAGCAGAAGGGGGUUGCAGCCAAAGAGUUUGCGGAGGAGCAGGAGUUUUUCAAAGAGGCAGCCUUGCUGAGCGAAAGUGAGCGCAAAAGGAUUGAGCUGGCUCAGGCAGUCAGCUUCAUGUACCAGCGCCCCCCAGGGUACAAUCCCGACAUCGACAUCAAGCGCCAGGAGAAGCCGGAAGAGAAAGCGGAGGAAGCCAAGAAGCCACGGGCCAAGGACGUCUUUGGCAGGAGCAUUGCGACGGGGGAGGAGUUUGAGGCUCUCAAGGACGCCCCCAAGCUCGAAACUGGCAUUGUGGGCAAGGCCAAGCCGUUCGGCAUCGAGAUCCGCAACGUCAAGUGCGCGCGCUGCGGUGCGUUCGGACACCAGAGCGGCGAACGCGACUGUCCGCUGCGGGACGUUCUGAUGCCGGGAGAGGCCGAGCGGCAGAAGAGGGAGGAUCCGCUCCAAGCAAUCCUGAACACAGUACCACAGGAAGCGCCCAAGUGGACCCUCAAAGACGGCGGACGCAGCCCGCCCCGCGGCGGCUUCGACCCAACCGCUGAGAACCAGCAGAUACUGCCGCCGGACGAGAUGGAGUGGCAGAUGGCAGCGGAAGCAGAUGCUGGCGCGACUGAGAUGCAGCCUAUAGACGAGAGCAUUCUGGCGCAGCUUUCUAAGAGCGAGCGAAAGGCGCUCUUGCGCGCUUACAACGGUUCCAAAGUCCGCGUGGAAGACAAACGGAAGGAGCGGAAGAAGCGGAAGAAGCACCGAAACAAAAACCGUGAGUCCAGCGAGAGCAGCGAGGAAAGUUUGGACAGUUCGGACAGUUCGGAGGACAGAAAGAAGCGACGGAAAAGAAGGCGACGAAAGAGGGAUGUUACGAGCAGCGAGAGCGAAGGUAGUUCGGAGUCGGAGGAUAGGGAGAGGCAACGGCGGCAUAGAAAGAAGGGUUUGGGCUUUGGAGUUUGAGCGUGAACGGAAGCGUUUGACUGCCAAACGGAAGGAGGAGGAUGGACAGACAGGAAUGGACCGGAACGAUGAGUCGGCGGACGUGUCUCGGGAGUCGAUCAGGAACGGGGGGCAGAAAGGGGAAGCGGUCCAAAAACGAAAGGAGUUGGACGGUCCGGAUAGUGGGGGGCGGAGAGAUGCGGACGAGGAACGGCGACGUGGGACGGAGAGGCCCGACAAUGCGGAAGAACGGAGGAAGGAAAGAAAGGAGCGGGCCAAUGACGAGAGGUGGGAAAGAAACGGGAGCUCUAAAGAUGAGCGCUCACGAGAGCAACAGGGGCGAAUGGAAGAUCGAUCGGAGGGGAGAAGUGUGAGAAAGGAAGCAAGGGACCGGGGGGAAGGAGAUGACCGGGCGAGGGCCCGAGAUGGGGAUGUUAGGGGCAGUAGUAAAGAUGACAAAAAAGUGACCGAGCCGAAAAAUGGCCGAGAACGAGAGCGGGAGAGAGGGUUUGAGCGCGAUGAUAAAAAGGACAGGACAAGGUAUGACAAGGAACGGGAAGGCAGAAGGGAAAGGGGGGAAAACAGGCACAUGCGCUGAGUUUUUGGUAUGAUUCCUUGUUCCGGUCACGAGCACUUAUAUCUCAGAAUCCAUCGCACCCUGUCUGCUGGGUUCUCUAUCUGGGCAUACCAGCCUUUUCAAAACGUGCGGUGCAUUGCAUGCCAGAAACUAACAAGCACCGUCUUGAACCUCUCUGUCCCCAUGUCCAUUAGAUUGCGGGUUGCAUGCUGGUAAUAAGGACGGGUUGAAUUGAAAAGCGAUAACUGACAAUACAUGGUUGGGC